Penicillium cinerascens is the source of this 882-nucleotide messenger RNA. RefSeq lists its product as uncharacterized. Lineage: Eukaryota; Fungi; Ascomycota; Eurotiomycetes; Eurotiales; Aspergillaceae. The transcript is spliced from 2 exons. Bases 1 to 882 code for a protein of 293 amino acids. The record is from RefSeq and is a predicted model, not a curated record.
AUGAAAUCCCCGGCAAAGCUUGCUCUACCAUCUGCUUGCAAGCUGCUUGCUGUUUUGAACAUGCUGCCACAGACCGUUCUUACCGGGCUACUUGCUCUGUGCUCCGUUUCCCUCACCUCUGCCUGGGUGAUUCCGCAGUCGGUGCUGGGCAACGAUGCCAACCCUCCGGACUCGUCCUCUGUGGACGAAGAUGCCCUCGCCCGCCCAUCCUGGUUCACCUCAGCCCUGAUGGCCCGCCGUAUGCUGGCUCUGUCUUCCUCCGGCGUGAUCGCGACCGUCUUCCCCGAUUCAAUCCCACCCUCUGCACGCACCCCGUCUACGGUCGCGGGUCUCCCCAUCGGUCUGCGCGAGUACAUCGCCGACUGUGACGGCUCUCUGCCGGACGAACUGUCUCACGGUGGGAACGGUGACCCCACCAUCCUUGCCCUGCGCGUCGCUACUACGUUCAAAAAUAUCGGCGCCGGUUCAAACCUCAGUCUCGAGGUGGACUGGUGGGACCAUCUGGCCGAUGCAGGGCCCGUCUAUCCCGGACUGCCUGACAGCCCGGCUGCCCUGCCGCGGAUCACCCUGUUCGGAUACCUUGAAACGCUCCCCGAGCUGUCCGAUUCCGCGUCUGCAACCCUGGAGAAAUGCUUUCUGAGGUCUCAUCCGGAUGCCAAAGCCUGGCUUCCUGGAGUUCCCGGCGCGCCGCAUGCAAGCUUCUGGGCUCGUCUGGUGGUCACGCAGGCCUACUGGAUCGGCGGAUUUGGAGAUGUGCAACAGAUCGGCUGGAUGAACGUGACAGAGUGGAAGGGAAUCCGACGCCGAAGCAGUUUGGACGGCGUCGGCGAUGGCCGCGGAUGGGAGGACGUGCGACUGCCUGGAGAAAAGGGAAAGCAGUGA